AGUUUUGUUUUCACGAAAAACUUUUUUUCUUUAAAACCGUUUUCUCUUAUCAGAAGUUAAAUCACAGGGGAAAAUACUGUGGGUUCAUCCAAAAUCAACACUCUGCUUCAGAAUCCUGGCCAAAACCUAAGGAGUAAUGGUCCUGGGGGGGCACAGUAGCACUGGAAAUGGACCCCCGUUCAGAAAGGCUGGUCAGCUCUGCUUUAAACUACAAGCGACAGACAAGGGAGCUCAGCGUUCAUUGUUGUUACACAGACCGUCUCGAUUAUCUUAAGGUGGCACCGAUAUAGAGCAGUGUUACAAAAAACAAGAACGAAGGUCUGUCUCAGGGUUUUUCGAACUGCAGUGUUUCUUGUGUCUUCAUUGCGAUUUUUAGAUGCGAUGAAGUCGCUUCUGCACUCCUUUGGACACAGCUGAGCGUCCAAGCGCUGGACAGUGCCACCCUCGUCCCCCUCCCCCCCCACCCGGCGUCCCAUGCCGGCCAGGCGACCCCGAGACCAGCGCCAGGAACCCCCCCGGCAAACCGGCGGCGCGCCAGAGCAGCGACCUUGGACGGCUCCACGCUCGGCUGCGAUAUCGCCUCAGACUUCGGACUGACGGGACAACAGCAACAGCGCCAGCGCUGAGUCAGCGCCCAUCCACCCGCGGCCGCGGGAGCCCACCACGACCCCUCCUCGUUUUCCUGCGCUUCUACCGCGAGACCGCAUGGGAGCAUCCGCGCAUUUCAAUCAAACCCUUUUGCAGGACACGAGGUACAGAUACAGCACAAACACAGCAGAUCCAUAGCAGGCUGCCAUAGGACCAGUAACCAGCUCCGUGGGCGCAUCCCACUAAACCAUCGACUCUGACACCUCGUCGGCGGGGAAGACUGGUUACCUUGGCGUCUCCGCUAGCAACAGGGCUGUCAAACGAUCACCGUGCCCCCCCGUGAAAAUACUGGAUCGGGUCCAUUUUUGCACAAGGGGAAAUUCACGGUCUCCCUCCCUCUUCAUCCCUACCAACAAGACGCUCCGCUGGAUAUAGGCUGAACAUCGUGGCUCUCGUCCCCCUGGUCCUGAAGUCUGGGAACCAGGGCGAGGUGGGAGGUGGGGGGGAAGCGGGGGGCACCGAGUAGCUCUGCUUCUGUGGCUCUUCUAAGGCAUCAUCCACCACAACUGAGCUUCAAAGGGCCAGUCAGAGAGACCUCACAACAAUAAGAACUGCCUCGUCAGCACUGUUUGGAAGGAGGGAUGGUGGAUGGUGUGGCUGUCCACACCUCUUCCUCUGGGGAGGAGGGUUCGGGGAAAAUCUGAGGGGUCAGGCCCGGUUCAGGACAGGCUUCCCCUCCCUCUGCCACUGCCACCGGCGCCUCGACUGUCAGUCCCGCCUGAUGACUUUUUUUUUCCCCGUCAGAGCACAGACAGUGCGCCCUCCUGCACACGAAGCCGGCUUCUCAAGAGCAACUCGGAGCUGCAAGUCGGCAGGCGCGCAGUACCUUAGCUGUGCCCACUGCACUCCCCUGCCCUUCCUGCUGGGAUCCCUCCCUGGGUGCUCGAGGACUCCUGCCCCCAAAGCCUCAUUACCCCAGUUUCCAAGCGACAGGCCUCUAAAGGGAACACAGUUCCUGAGCGGACGGCCCCUGGCAAAUCUAUUUCCAGGCCCGAUCGGCUUACACCUUCCCCGCGAUGCCCUCUCCAUCUCUCUCCAGGCCGACAUGAGCGUUAAUGCAGUCCUGUGUGACGAGCGCAUUCAGAGAGAGGGCACCUUGCAAUCUGAUCUCUCGCCCUCUGCCUGUCUUCACUCUGCCUCUAAGGUACGAUUCCCGGGAGCUGGUCUCGCCCGGCGGGCGCCGCCGGCCGCGUGCCCCCUGCAGUGCCAGCCCAAGCGCAGCACAGAAAUGAGUUCCAGGUCAGCGGCGGAAGGAUACGCGGCGGAGGAGCAGUGCUCCGGCAGUGCUGGGGCGGAGGGAUACGUGAAGGAGUUCACCCGGCACUCCAACGACGUCCUGCUCAACCUGAACGAGCUCCGGCACCGGCAGAUCCUCACGGACGCCACCCUGGUGGUGGGCACCAUGAAACUGCGGGCACACUGCGCCGUGCUGAUCGCCUGCAGCGGCUUCUUCUACUCCCUGUUCUCCCGGCGGGGCUCGGCGGAGCUCAGCGUGCUGACCCUCCCCGCCACGCUGGACGUGGGGGCCGUCUCGCUGCUCCUGGACUUCAUGUACACCUCCCGCCUCCCCCUGUCCCGGCACACGGUGGGGGCCGUGCUCACCGCCGCCACCUACCUGCAGAUGGAGCACGUGGCGGACACCUGCCGCGCCUUCAUCCUCGCCAGCGAGAACAUGGCCAUGCACCCCAGAUCCCCCGGGCUGGACUCCUCUGGGGCCCUGCAGGUGCCCACCGGCGGCGCACAUCCCUGUAGCGCCUCAGGCAGAGGCAUGGGACUGGCCGCUCAGGCCAACGGUGUGCCGGCGCCAAGCUCAGCCCAGCACACGCUGUCCUCCCAGCCACAAGAGGGAGCACCUCUAGGCCAGCACAAGGAUAUACCAAGAGGCCUCUGCGACAGCUGGGCCCCGAGAGGCCCGGGGUCUUGCCUGAAUUCCGAGCCCAGGCCCGAGGGAGUCAAGAUGGAGGCGGAGUCGUCGGGGUCCCCUUCCCCGGCCCCGGACAGUCCCGCGCGGUCCAGCUGUCACCCCAAUUCUCCGUCAGAGGCUAGCGGCUGUGGGAGCCAGACCCCCCACCCCCCCCUCGCAGCCCAGUCGGACUCCAGGCCCAACCCAGACCCCAAGGCCUGCAACUGGAAGAAAUACAAGUUCAUUGUUCUCAACCCACUUUGUACAAGAACCGCCGUCAAAGAGGAGGAGCCCGAAGAGGAGGCGGGGGUGAAGGAGGGGGCGGAACCUUACAGCCACACCCCCACUAGCCCUGAUAGGACGACGUCCUCUGACAGUCCCGCCCAGGAGGCGGGGAAAAUGGAAGAGGGGGUGCAGCCGGACAGGCUGGCGGCGUGCCCCCGGUGCCAGGUGUGCCAGCAGAGUUUCCAGAGCCUCGCCCACCUGUGCCGCCACAUGCUGGGCAGCCACCCUGGAGAGGAUCUGCCGGUGCCCCCCCCGCUGCUGCCGGAGGGCACCCAAGUGGGAGGAGCCAACUCUUGCUCCCUGUGUCACCGGCCCUGCCCCCUGGAGCAGGCCACCCCGGGGCAUCCCUUGCGUUACCACGGUGACGACAGGCAGGAGAACAAGUGUUGCUGCUCAGGAUUCCGUUACCGAGGCAACCUGGGCGGGGCCAAAUCCAUCCACACAGGAGAGAAGCCGUAUCGCUGCAGUGUGUGCGGGGCUCAGUUCAACCGGCCGGCCAACCUGAAGACCCACUCACGCAUCCACUCCGGGGAGAAGCCCUACCGCUGCGACACCUGCGGUGCCCGCUUCGUGCAGGUGGCGCACCUGCGGGCCCACGUCCUCAUCCACACUGGGGAGAAGCCGUACCCCUGUGAGACCUGCGGCACGCGCUUCCGACACCUGCAGACCCUGAAGAGCCACAUCCGCAUCCACACGGGAGAGAAGCCCUACACGUGUGAAAAAUGCGACCUGCACUUCCGGCACAAGAGCCAGCUGCGUCUCCACCUGCGGCAGAAACACGGGGCUGUCACCAACACUAAGAUCCGCUACAAGGUCCUCUCCGACCCCUACCGCACCAUCCUGGAGACCUGCUGAUCCCCAGCGCCGCGACCCUCUGACCCCUGAGCCCCCACGGACACACGGGCCCGACCUCCCGCUCCUUCCCCAACCUGGUUUGCACGGGUGAUCAUUGCCACACUUGGGCAGGGUCAGAGGUCAAGGUGUCCCAACCCGCGCAGGACUGUCCCCCAGUGUUCCCCCGCUCCUCGGUGAGGAGAUGGACCCUUUGCUAUAUUGUUCAGUGUUAAAGGGGGGAAAUGGGAAGAAUGGUUUGGAUUCCCGACAGGGACAGGAGCCAGAAGGGAGCUGUUCCAGAGUGGGAAUGCAGCCCUAUUCCGAGGGAAGGAGCUGGAAUAAAACUGGAUUGGGAAGGAACUAUAGAUGAGACCUGGCGUCACUGCACUGUUCAGAUCAGAAGGUGAAUAUACAGUUAGUCUAGACACAGGUGGUGGAACACAGCUGUAUAUGGGAUGAGGAAUUUGAAUGGAACCGUCGUAAAGGAAGAAAAGCUGGAGGAAGACUGUGUGAGAAGAACCUGGAAGAGAGCUAUUGGUAUAGCUGAAACCUGGAAUAGUUUAUUCCAUGUGAAGGGAACCAGGACAUCGGAGUGGGAGUGGGAAACUGUACAAUCCAUCAUUCCCCGGCUGCUCGGCGACCGAUCAGAAAACAGAAUCUUCAGGUUGUGCUCAACGCCCCUGACAACGCAAGAUGGAACCCGGAGUCACACCACGGCCGCCUGUGAGCAGGAUUCCCCGGGCGACAGCUGGCAGGCAACAAGGCCUGGCUCUCGGCCCACUUCCUGGGUGGUGAUGUCAGCGCAGGACGCGCGGCUCCACCAAUCAGCACUCUCCCUCCGGUCAGGCGCUGGGGAGCCCGGCCCCAGGUGGGCGGGCCAGGGGGUAAGGACAGCCCCCGAGGGGGCGGGCCUGCAAACAGCAGGGGAAUAGGGGUCAGAACAAACGCCUCUCUCUCUGCCGCAGAAGGGUUUUUGGGUCAUGGGUUCAUAGUACUGAGUGCUGGAGAGACAGACAGAAACCCAGGGGCUUCACUCAGGCUGGGAAGUCCAAUAAUUAAUAAUUGCACAAUUUAUCACAGUUCAUUGCCCACAAAAUCUGCACAGUGCCACCCGAGUGCUUUUUUUUUGUGAGUGACUGACUGCCAUAAGUCUUGACCACUGAUCUGAUCUGUAAGGCAGGAAGGUCCCCCUGCCUGUAGAGAUCCUUGAAGCGCUGAGUGAAGAGUCCCUGGGAUCUGUGGCUGGAGUCUUCAGUGUGGGAGAAAUUUUAUACUGUCUAGACUGAAUUUUGUUCUGGUGUAAGCUUACUGCUGUGUGUGUGUGUCAUGGGGGUUCCUGAGGUCACGGGGUCAGAUCAGGAAUCGCAGUCUGUGCUUUCCUCUCAUCUCUGUCCCCUGAUGCUCCCUCCCCUGUGCUGAUCUCUGCGGGUCUUUCUCCGCAUCAUGCUUUCGAGAAAUUCCCAACCUCACAGGAGGGGCAACAAGGCCUUCUGGAUCUUCUGAAGGGGAGAUGCCAAGAGAGAGCGCAGGCCAGCAGGCCAGCGGAAAGGGGGACAAGCUGUUAGAAGCCUGGGGGGAGGGAGGCGGUUAUCUCUGGGUGACAUCACACUCCGCAGGCGGAGCCUAGAUAAGAAGCCACGCCCCCGAUAUACUGCCUACUCUCUGCCCCCCAGGACACACACACACAGACUCCGAGAUCAGUCGGCACCUGGCUCCACUAUCCUGAGUUUCCGAGGUUUGAGGGGUGGUGGAAUGCGCCCCAAAGCUACAAUACUUCACAUGUUACUGCAGGAGGGGGGUCCUAAUUCUAGCUCUCAAGAUCCACACAGGUCAGUUUUUUUUUUGUCACAGAAGUGUCUUUUUCACCCUAGUUCCUAGGUCCCCUUUUCAAAUGAUGAUGAUAUUUGUUUACGUCUAUGAUGAUAUUUUAAAAUCACUUUUCUUAUAGUUUCUUCCCUAGACUCACAAUUACUUAUUUCCACCCCCCACCGUGCAAAAGGGACCCCAGAUCACUGCAGAAGGAAACCCAUAUACCAGUGUUUAACUUCCUCAAACCCUGGGCCACCCCCCUUCUUACUCUUUCCAGCACCAUUCCUGUCUGGAAUCACCCCAUGGAAUCAUUAUUUAUGUCACAAUGGCUUCCAUUUCUUUUUUUUGGCCUGUUUCAAAAUUGCUCAUGGCUGAAGACCGAGUGAGCCUGGCGACCUCUGACCUGCCCGGCAUGCUGGGAUGGAUCGGCCAUUGCUCUGGCAGCAAAAACUGGGGCCCUACAACCCUUUUGAGAAAAGCUGCUUGUCGCACAAACGGCCCCUUACCCAGAAACUGCCCGACCUGUUAACCUGUUAAAUGAGACGACUCGUUUCUUGACGAAAGGCCAUUCACAACAAACAGGGUAUCAUUCUAGUCUCCCCCUGGUUUCCUAACACUCUUAAAAGUAAGUGGUAAGGCACUUGGCUGGGAACCUCCUACUCCACUUGUAGUUUUACUGUUUUUUUUUUCACUUUUUAUUUGAAUUAAUCUGUUAUGGUUGUUUUUGUGAGCUCCCUUGCUAUAAAGAUCCAUCCCACAUCGAUUCCCUUCCUUGCCCACCCCCCACUGCACUCAACCCCCCCAUGACAGAACGAGUCAGUCUCUCCGAUCAGCUCCAGCUGCUAAAUUGCUCCAGCCAUCGUCAGCGAGGCCAACGAACAAGGCCGCACUGCUGAAAGGGAGCCGCGACGCUCUGGUUAUAUUUCAGGGCUGGAAAGAAUCAGCAUUUCAAUGAGUUUGUUUUGUUACUGAGAGUGAAUAAGUGGUCUGGUCAGUUGGGACUGCAGUCCCCCCUUAUUCGGGAAGGGCUGGAGGACUUGGCUCAGUGGCCAGCAUGAUCACUCCUGCAGGAAGAGACAUGUCAACAUUACCAGCACUGUGGAGCCAGGUGGCCACUGUAGGAGCCCUCUACGAUAUUGCUGUACAUUGUGAUGUAAAUAGACAUUCCUACCCCUUGUCUGCCUGUGGAACCGAGAGAAAAUCACCGUGGAGGGAAAGGACCCACUCUGUUCAGACUGCUCUCCCUUCUCUUCUUCUUUUUCUCCAGCUUUCCGUGCUAAUCCCAGAAAAAAAAACACAGCGGGAAGAACCUUUCUUGGGACAGUGUAACUGGGGCAAAACCGCCGGGCGGGGGUGGGAAACAGAAAACCCAAACCAAUCAUUGCUAUUGUGCUGGGUCAGAACAUGACGCAAUUCUCAGAGAGGCGACUGAAGAAAUUGUCGGCUCUGGCAUCCUAGAGCGAGAUUUUGAUCGAUUUAAAAGCUUGCGUAGAAAAUGUGAGCCAGCAUCGAGUGUUUCAGCUAAAGCUGAAAGAAUGAAAUGGGAAAAAUGGAGUCACAAACAUUCCUGUUGCAUGAGCAUAGUCAAACCAAUCCAGGCUCCCAGUGAGAGGAGGCUCUUUGGCCUGUUUGUCUGGUCUCAGCAUUCCAUCAGGCUGUUUUCGAAAGAAGCCAGGGUAUUGGCUGUCCGGCUUGUUCCCGACCCCCGCCGCCCUUUGUGUAAAGCUGCUCCCAUUUUCCCGCAAACGUUUUAGCAAAACGUCUUUAAUCCAAAAGGUCAUAUUAACUGUGGCGAAAUUGGAUCCGGGAUCCCUUGAGCAUGUCUACCCAGAAGACGUUGAUGAACUCUUGUAGCUCAACCUGAAAUCCCUCCAAUCUGUGUUUAAAACACUUGGAGCGGGCUGCGCCACGGGCUUCUUUCUUUCAGUACCUUCAAGGCAGAAAGGGUUAGGAGUCCAACCUUUUUAUACAAAUAUAUAAAUAUUAUUUUAAAGGUAACAUGCUUUGAAAGCAAUGCUGUUAGCUUCAGUAUAAAUGAUUUAAAAAUAAUAUAUACUGUACAUGGAUGGGGGAAAAAUAUUUUGCUGGCCAAAGACAAGGUAUCUUUGAUAUCUGUGAGAGUACAACUCGUAAAAAAAAAAUUGUGUGUGAGACCUGCGAUGAUUUGCCAUUGUCAGCAGUGUGGCUGUGCAGUGGCUUGUGGGUGCGUGUGGGAUUUGUAACUGCGCGAAUGUGUUCUUUUACCCCGCAUUCCGGGGGACGAAACUCUCGGGAGUGUUUCGACCUCGUGACUCGAUUUGCUUCGUUAGGAGAAGUUGACCUGCUCCGCUCCAUCUCGAGAUGCCUGGCUAUCCCCCAGUUCUGUGUGCUAUUAGGAGCUGGUUCUGUGUUUCAUUCUGAGAACUGAUCUAAUGGGGCUCAUUCAGCACUACGCCUCUUACAAGAGAUGACAUCACCCUCUUGAAAGCUGAGUGGCGUCACACCCUCGCGCUGUUGGCGUAGCUCGAUUCCCUGUUGUCUGGGUGGGGCACCAUGUGGCCAGGAUGCCCUUGAUUCGCGUGAUUGAAAUUCAGGAAAUGGUUUCUCAAUGGGAAUUCUUUGCAACUCAGAUUAUACAGAUUCCCAGCCUACUGACAAUUUUAUGCUAAAAUGUCAAUCAUUUUGCUUAAUGUGAGUUCAGCCCACAUUUUGCAUUGGUUUGCUGUGCUUUCCUAUGGUAUUAUCAUCCUGUGAAGAGGCGGUGUGAUUUUUCUUUUAACCAGUUUGUUAUUUUUAGUACGUUUAAGAAAGGCUAUUUUUUCUAUUUUCUUAGCUUUCAAAGGAGUCUUUUGCUUUUGACUCUUUACUCCUUAAUUACUUCCUGGUUACCUGUGUCCUGUGUGAUUCUCCUGUGUUUUUCUUCAGUUAUGUUUGUCUUUGUCAACAGACUUCAGAAAAUGAAGGUAGUGGGCUGGGGAGGCAAAUCUGUGUUACACCGUGCAACCUUGACAUUCUUCCCCACGCCACUUCCUUUGGUCAUGGUGCAAGACCGCUCUGUCUGCAGGUGUUUUUCACCUCUCGGGCACACACCAUGAAGACAGACAACGGAGAACAAGGAAACUGAGUCAGGCAACCCUUAAAAAGUUUACUGUGGUAGAUCAUGGUAAAAGCAAAGUGAAGCCUAUCAAAGUGUGGUACAAUCCUGGUAAAAGCAUGGAAAGCACUGAGCAGUGUGGUUACAUAUGGACUGCCGGUAAAUCAAACAGGUUAAACAGGCAAAUUCACUGUGGUAAACUUUCAUUAAGGAAGUUAAGUGAAAAGAGGAAAUUGUAAAAAAAAAAAAAUAACAUUCUGCUUCUGCGAGACGUAGCUACAUAAUAUCUGGGCUGUUUGACAUACUGUCCCAUUUCAUGACCUGCACUGAAGUAUAGGAGUCAAAAGCCCUGUCCUGGUGCACCUGGCCAUGUGGUUUACUGUAUGUCUUCUUUCAUAAGUGCUGCUUUUUUCACUUUGUGUUUUUUGGUUACUGAAAGUUACGCAAAGCUGGCUUUGUUGCCUGUUCUCUGUUCUCAUGCACUCGUUCAAUAAAGCUGUGCUGUCUUCCG
Lepisosteus oculatus (spotted gar) is the source of this 9063-nucleotide messenger RNA. RefSeq names its product BCL6B transcription repressor (gene bcl6b). Gene Ontology annotation, cellular component: nucleus. Gene Ontology annotation, molecular function: DNA-binding transcription factor activity, RNA polymerase II-specific; protein binding. Lineage: Eukaryota; Metazoa; Chordata; Actinopteri; Semionotiformes; Lepisosteidae. Gene Ontology annotation, biological process: regulation of transcription by RNA polymerase II. The record is from RefSeq and is a predicted model, not a curated record.